Molecule: messenger RNA, 1050 nt
Organism: Adineta ricciae
Lineage: Eukaryota; Metazoa; Rotifera; Eurotatoria; Adinetida; Adinetidae
Source: the annotation of a GenBank genome assembly
AUGACGGACAACACAAUAAUUUCUAAUCAACUUGCUUCGAUUUUGACAAAAUAUUCAUUAGGUGAACUUGCAUCACCAAUCGAACAAUUGACCAAUGGCUGGACGAAUUUAACUUUUAAAUUUCAUACAAAACCAAGUGGAAAAGCUUACAUUCUUCGUCAGUAUCUUCCAAGUACAUUUCGAGAAGUCAAUUUAGAAAAUAUUCAAUUUGAAUUAAAUUUUAUUGCGCAUCUUUUCAGUCAACUUCAACUUCCUGUUGCAGCUGCAAUUGAUCCGCCGGGAAUAUUUACGUUUGAUAAUCGAACUUAUUGCGCAAUAUUUCCGUUCAUUCGAGGAAUCAAAUAUUUAGACACACCUCAAACACCAACACGGCAAUUAUGGCAAACUGUGGCAAUAGCUCGAUUCCUUGGUCGAAUGCAUUCAGAUCAACCAGAAAUGAAGUCAAUCACCCGACGUUCAGUUAAUUUCUUGGAUGUGAAGUAUGAAAUCGUCUUCAAUUGUGACGAAUUUCAAGAAGAAUAUCCUGAUUUAUACAAAAGAAUACGUGUGAUAACUGAUGAAUAUUUAACCAAUAUUCCAUUGACUAGUGAUAAAACUGAACAGAAUCGUUACCAGAACGAGCUCGAAAAAGAUCUACCUAUUGGUUAUAUUCAUGCUGAUCUACAUGAUGACAAUGUCAUUUUCUCUCCAACUGAAAACAAACUUGCAGCUGUUUUAGAUUUCGACGACAUGUACAUCGGUCCAUUUUUAAUUGAUUUUACAAUGGCAUUAUGCUUAUGGUGUUCAGUUGGAUCGAAAUUGCAAUCGGAUUAUGUAAAAGAGUUUCUCGGUGUCUAUGAGAAUGAGAGAAGAAUGUUAAUAACUGAGAAAGAAUGGCAAUUAAUGGGUACAUAUUGUUAUUUUACUGUACUUAAUCAAAUCUUAUUUACAAUUGAAGCUGAAAACGACGCAAAGCCAAAGGAAGAGAUGAUAAAUGAAUUGCUUUUGCCAGUUGAAUUUAUAGGAAAAGAAAUGAAACUUUUAUUUUCGUGUGAUCAUUUGAAGAAAUGA